AUGAUGCGGGACACGGCUUCAGCCGUAGGACGUGUUCAAGAUCUCGAGCGGCUCAGAAACCAAUUUCGACGCUUGUUUAGUCUUCCCGGAAAAUAUCCUGCAGCUUUGACCACGAAGUCCGUUACCAGCGUCCAGAAACUCUUGCUAGACGCGAUAAGAAAUAUGCACGACCUAAAAGCUGUAUGCUUUGACUUUACUCGCGCCCAUGACACCAGACAAUAUUUGUCUGUGCAUGAGGUUUGGUCGCUACUCUCCGGUCGGGUAGACACAUUGUCUAUCUAUAUCUGCCCCGACGACGCACACUUGCUCCCUUCGACUUUCUCCAGUAUACUUGGGAUAAAACAUCUGUACAUCGAGUUACGAGGCUUCCGGGUGACCGAGGUGCGCGGGUUAACCGAACUGAUAAAUACGGCCUCCCAGUCGUUGGAGACGUUUGCAUGGAAAUCAAACUUCUGCUUCAUAGAUUUCUCAAGUUCGAUCCAUAGGUCGUUCCCCAUCCUGCAUGUUUUCCCAAAACUUAAACGUGCGGAUCUGGCUGUUUGGAACACCACAGGCUCCGAAGUGACGACAUUCUUGAAUGCCCACGGGGGGAGCCUUGAGGAAUUGAAUUUAGAAUUCUCUCACCCUGACGGGGGUCCACCGGUCGGCGUCGCGGCCCUCCAGCUCCCCUCACUGCGUACCCUUUCUAUCGCGUGGAAUUGGUGCAAAUGGGGUGGUCCCGUUACUAUCCCGUUUCAACGACUUUGGUCCGGUGCCAACUUCCCCAUGCUCAGUUGCCUGGAAAUAAAUGAUCCUUACAUGAAGAUGGACCAUGUGGCUUUCUUUUGCGAUGUGUUCAGAGAGUCAGGUGGAAAUCGCAUACGGCGUCUUUCGUUCCAUUGCGAAGCCUUGAACGCGGAAACCUUCGACCAUCUAUCAGAGGCCUUCCCGAACCUACACACACUCAUCGUCACAGUGAUAUCCUUGCCAAAACCCAGGGACAAAUUGUGGAACAUCGUGUGUUGUCCUCCCUCCAACUACCUCUUGUAUUCUCUGACAUAG
Pleurotus ostreatus (oyster mushroom) is the source of this 1041-nucleotide messenger RNA. RefSeq lists its product as uncharacterized. The record is from RefSeq and is a predicted model, not a curated record. Bases 1 to 1041 code for a protein of 346 amino acids. NCBI's taxonomy places the organism in Eukaryota, Fungi, Basidiomycota, Agaricomycetes, Agaricales, Pleurotaceae. The transcript is spliced from 4 exons.